UGCGCUGCCGGCGGGAGGCUGGGCUGCGCCGGGCCGCGGCCGGGCCGCCCAGCUCCGCCUCGGCGUCCCCAGAAGCGAUGCGGCGGUGCACACAAUGAAUUGGCGGUCCGGAUCCCGCGGCGUUGUCCUCACCGCCUACCACCCCAGCGGCAGGGACGCUCCCGGAGGCCGUCGAUCUGGCCAGUAUACAAUGAACCAUGACCAUUCCAAGAAGACCCCGGAUGGAGCAUCAUUUGACCGCUCUGGAUCCCAGGAUUCCUUGGAUGAACUGUCUCUGGAUGACUACUGGAAAGAAGUUGAAAACAUCCAUGAAACCAGAGGACAUAAUAAUGAAGAACGAGUAGCACUUGUAGUGAAAGAACCAGAUGAGGGAGAACUGGAAGAAGAAUGGCUGAAGGAGGCAGGUCUGUCAAAUCUCUUUGGUGAAACCCCUGUGGACUCCCUGGAAAGUAUGGUGUUUCUUUCCACACUAACCCGAACCCAGAGGGCAGCAGUAGAAAAGCGAGUAGAGACUGUCACACAAACCAUGAGGAAAAAAAACAAACAGCAUCAGAUACCUGAUGUCAGAGAUAUCUUCAGGCUACAAAACGACUCAAGGGGAAAAGCUGAUGAUGGAAAUGAACCCUCAACUGUGAGAAAAAGUGAAAACAAAAAUGAAACACAAGAUGGAACAAAAGGUGCAAAGUUCAGUCUUGGAACUGAUGAGCAGAAGAGCCCACUUGAAGAAAUGCCAUUUUCGGACACUGACAUCAAUUUGGAGAUAUCGUUUUCAGAACAGGCAUCUAAUCUCAAAGAUAGCUCAGUAGAUAAAAUGUGCAAGACUGGAGGGGGUGACACUCUUCUCCCGAACUUCAGGCUGCCGAAGGACAAAACAGGUACCACAAAGAUUGGUGACCUGGCCCCUCAGGACAUGAAGAAGGUCCAUUCUUUAGCGCUGAUUGAAUUAACUGCUCUCUAUGACAUACUUGGGACAGAAUUCAAGCAGCAAAAAGCUGUAAAAAUAAAAACCAAAGACUCUGGCUUGUUUGGGGUCCCACUGUCUGUUUUACUGGAACAAGAUCGGAAGAAGGUGCCAGGAACCAAGAUCCCACUGAUUUUUCAAAAGUUGAUUGCCCAGAUAGAAGAGGCAACUCUAGAAACAGAAGGACUUCUUAGAAUACCAGGAGUUGCAACAAGAAUAAAGAGUCUUUGCCAAGAACUGGAAGCAAAAUUUUAUGAAGGGACUUUCAACUGGGAAAAUGUAAAGCAACAUGAUGCAGCAAGUCUUUUAAAACUCUUCAUCCGUGAACUGCCUCAGCCACUCCUCACUGUAGAAUAUCUCAAAGCUUUUCAAGAUGUACAGAAUCUUCCAACAAGGAAACAGCAGCUGCAAGCUUUGAAUCUUUUGGUUCUCCUUCUACCUGAAGCAAACAGAGACACUCUGAAGGUACUCCUUGAAUUCCUCCAAAGGGUAAUUGAUCAUCGAGACAAAAAUAAAAUGACGUUAAAGAACGUUGCGAUGGUGAUGGCCCCAAAUCUUUUCACAUUUCAUGGGUUUGGCUCAAAGAGUAUUGAACAAAGCGAGUUUGUUAUGGCAGCUGGAACAGCAAAUGUCAUGCGCUUUAUGAUUCGGUACCAAAAACUUCUCUGGACAAUUCCUAAGUUUAUUGUUAACCAAGUAAGAAAACAAAACACUGAAAGACAGAAGAAGGACAAAAAGGACAAAGCUAUGAAGAAACUUCUGAAGAAGAUGGCAUAUGACAGGGAAAAGCAUGAGAAACAAGAAAAGACCCCUAAUGAUGCUGAUGUUCCUCAGGGAGUGAUACGGGUACAAGCGCCUCAUCUUUCGAAAGUUUCCAUGGCAAUACAGCUGACAGAAGAACUGAAAGCUGGUGAUAUUGUAGCCAGGUUUCUCAGCCAGAAAAGUGGAAAUGUCCAAACACUGAAGAAAGAAGAGGUCUUUCUCUAUGAAAUAGGAGGAAAUAUUGGAGAACGCUGCCUUGAUGAUGAUACCUACAUGAAGGACCUGUAUCAGCUCAACCCAAAUGCUGACUGGAUUAUAAAACCUAAACAGAGCUAAGCUCAAAAUUAAUGGCAAAAGGAAAAAAAAAAAAAAAAAAAAAAAGAAGAAAAACCUGUGGACUUACAUUGUAACACUGAAUGUUUCAAAGGGAUAGUGUGUCCUUAUCCACUUUAAAAAAAAAAAAGUGAUUACCAGUAAAUUUUCAGUUUUACUCACAGCAAAAUUUUGCAGUUAGCACAGUUUUCCCACUCAUAUUUGAAAUGAGAAUAAGUACCUUAAAUAUUUUAAUGGCACUAAUCUACCUCCCAUCUGGUAGGUCUUGUUUUAGAAGAAUUUAUUUUUCACACAGAUGUUUAACCUCUUUUAUGUUAGAGAUCUACAAUCUGUGUAGAAUUCUGUGUUCAUAAAGGUCUUUACAGUGCUAAUACACUGGACAACAAAAUCUUGAUCAGCACUUCUGAAUGGUACAGUAUUAAAAACACCUAAAACCAGUCAUAUGAGUUUCCCAAAUAAGGGAGAAAUUCACAGGAAAAAAAAUGCAAUGCAGUAGGUUUUGUCUUUUAAAGUCCUAAUGUUGUUCACUUUCUACAUAAAGUUUGCUGAAAACUUUAAAUUUUUAAAAUUUUAAAAAACUGUGAAAAUGCUUUCUAUGCAGCUUUUUUUCUAGAUCUUUAAAAUAUUUUUAUCCUUAUUCCAGCUGAUUACAUUAUUGAGAUUAUUAAGGAAAAAAAAAAAAAAAGACCGUUGUGACAAGGUGAGUAAUUUUUAGAGCUCACCAUUCUUGGCAGUGUUCUUUCUGGAAUAUUGUCAUACACUAGAAAGACCCUCAGGUUUUUCAGCAAUGAUGUGCAGCUGUGUUACAUAGACUGGUUUCAAGUUUUUUUUCUGACACCUGAUAGAUUGCAUUUUGUGAACUGCCAAAACCUACCAAUUACUAGCACAAUAAAAACCUUCAAGGAGAGUAAAAUAACUGUGGAGGUGAAACUGCAGUCUAAAUUUCAUAGGUAGCAAACCACCAAACUUGUCACUCAAAGACAGUGUAAAGGUCUACUGUGAAGUUCACAUUGGCUUUUCGGGUAUUACCUACCAUCAGCUUUUUAUCUGGUCUGUUCUGGAUGAGGCUAGCAAUCAAAUUCUAAUUUCCCUUAUGUAGAUAGAUACUGUCUAAUCCAGUU
Messenger RNA from Calypte anna (Anna's hummingbird), 3177 nucleotides. RefSeq names its product Rho GTPase activating protein 18 (gene ARHGAP18). The transcript has 15 exons. Gene Ontology annotation, cellular component: cytoplasm. Gene Ontology annotation, biological process: regulation of actin filament polymerization; signal transduction; regulation of small GTPase mediated signal transduction. Bases 95 to 2059 code for a protein of 654 amino acids. Gene Ontology annotation, molecular function: GTPase activator activity. The record is from RefSeq and is a predicted model, not a curated record. NCBI's taxonomy places the organism in Eukaryota, Metazoa, Chordata, Aves, Apodiformes, Trochilidae.